Prinia subflava (tawny-flanked prinia) is the source of this 1577-nucleotide messenger RNA. RefSeq names its product small integral membrane protein 19 (gene SMIM19). The transcript has 3 exons. The record is from RefSeq and is a predicted model, not a curated record. Lineage: Eukaryota; Metazoa; Chordata; Aves; Passeriformes; Cisticolidae. Bases 28 to 747 code for a protein of 239 amino acids.
UCACAGAAAGGGUGAUUUGGCACUGGGAUGGGCUGUUCAGGGAGGUGGAGUGACCCUCCUCCCGGUACUGAAGGAAAGACUGGAUGUGGCACCUGGUGCCAUGGUGUGGUUGACAAGGUGGUGUUCCGUCAGAUUGGACUCGAUGGUCUCGGUGCUCUUUUCCAACCUCACUGGUUCUGUGACUCUAUGAUUUAUUUCAGAGUUGCACAAGCCCAGCUGCCGGGUGGUGUCCCACAGAUCCGCUAUCAAUUUUUUACUGUGUAUACACUUCGGCAAGCAGCGGCACUAACGCUCCCGGCACCCUCCACUGCCAGCACCGACUGCGCUGCGUGGCGCCCGCCCGACGUCACUUCCCGGGGCCGCGGGGCCGCCCUGCCGGCCGCGCUCCCCAUGCCGGCGGCGGGGGCUGGCGGGGCGGGCGGCGGCGGCGCCUCGGCGGCGCUGGGCGACGCCGGCGCCAUCGACUACUCGGUGCACGAGGCGUGGAACGAGGCCACCAACGUGUACCUGCUGGUGGUGCUGGCCAGCCUGGCCCUCCUCGUCUACGCGCGGCGGAACAAGAGGAGGAUCAUGCGCAUCUUCACCCUGCCCCCGGCCGCCGAGACGCCGCCCGAGCCCAACUUCUACGACAGCAUGAAGAAGAUCCGCCUGCGGCAGCAGCUGGAGAUGUACUCCAUCGCAAGGAAGUAUGAACAGCAGCAGCAGCCACCGAAACAGACUGAAAGCAUACAGCUCUCAGUGGAAUGAAGCCCACAGUUCUGUAGGAACUCAGGACAUAUGUCCAGUGCUGAUUUUGAGAGUCAAUGUGGAGCUAUUUUCAAUGCUUUUAAAUUGAUACAUAGCUGAAGGCAAGGGGGAAAGGAAGGGGACUGUCCCUAAAACUUUGUUCUUAGUAGCUUUUCUCUGAGCCCUCAUGAGGUAAAGCGAGUGCCCACUGGAACAUUCAGCAUGAAAUUCCCCAGCACAGAGGAACCUGAGGGUAGGGAAGUGCAGUUUUAGCAGUGUCUGAAAUUAUUUCUCUCUCUGCUGGCACCUUGGAAAUCAGCUCCUACCUUCUCUGGGAACAGCACCCUAGAGAAAGCAAGACAGUACCAAUCUGCCUUGUGUUCCUUGAUCAUGAAUUGUUGAAUUUGCUGAAUACAGUCAGUAAGUGUGAAUAAAGGCACUGUGACUGUACUGCCUGGUGAAGGUGAACAGCUUUGAGAGUCCAGAGUGUCGCUGGUGGUAGUGCAGAAAAGUUCUGCUCUCUGUUUAUUUGGGAGUUGUGUGUGCAACACUGUGAACGUUUCCUGGAGAAACUUUGAGAAGGACACCCCGUGAACUACACGUCUAGAAGACACUUAAGGCCACUAUUCUAAUGUUAAUAGCAAAGGUGGUUAGCUUAAUUUAGUCAAAUUGCUGUAAAGAAUGGGUCUGUCUGUAAAAAUCCAUAUAAGCAGGUCACACCUUACCCUGUGUAUUGUGAAGAGACUUCACAAUACAGUUAUUUUUUCUUUCUAGGUAAAUCUCAAAAUCAGUUAUUUGAAAGGAUUCUGCAGAAAUUAUUUUUUAAUAAAAGCAUCUAAUAAUGAAAACUA